Hemibagrus wyckioides is the source of this 3351-nucleotide messenger RNA. RefSeq names its product sushi domain containing 2 (gene susd2). The transcript has 16 exons. The record is from RefSeq and is a predicted model, not a curated record. NCBI's taxonomy places the organism in Eukaryota, Metazoa, Chordata, Actinopteri, Siluriformes, Bagridae. The coding region runs from base 323 to 2773 and encodes 816 amino acids.
UGUCACGGCUCAAGUCAAAGUGCGCGCUCACACACACGCGCCUGAUCUGAACUCCUACUGGAGGGAUUACAGGGACAUUAAACAUGCCUUAAACACGACAACCUCAGUGAGCUCCUUCCGGUUCCUGCAUGUGGUUUGAGGCUCCAGGGUGAAGAAGAGGAGGUACUUUAUAGAUUGAGAAAGAUCCUGGGUGAAGUUACUGUCAGUGAAAAUGUUCGUGUACAGAGUGCUGAGUUUGUGUUUAGUGCUGAUUUUAGUGGAUUUGAUCUCACAACCUGCUGCAGCUUGGAACCUGUGCUUUAGCUGACAGGAGAGGAACCUGAUGUGCUCUUCUGCUGUUCUAUCUCAUCUACCUCAAGCUCACUUUUGUGAAGGUCGCUGUGGGGAAAAGUUGGCGUCCUGUUCCUGCCACCCGACAUGCAAGAACUUAAUGAACUGCUGCCCAGAUGUGAAAGAGUACUGCCUGGAGAUCUCACCUCACUCCGGUUCUCUGCUCGGAGGAACCGACUUCAAACUGCUUCAUAUCAUAUUUGGCAGGAACGUCACCCUCACCUGCAGGUUUAAGAAUGAGACCAUAACUCGGGGCUAUGUGGAUGAAGACGGUGUGGGUCACUGUAUCUCGCCCCUGCUGUUCGAAUCCGGUUGGAUCCCGUUUAAGGUUUCCACUGAUGGACAAUACUUUAACCGAGACGGUCGAUGGCUCUCAGUGCACCAUAGUAAGCUGAGUCUGGAGAACAAGCUCCUCCUGGUGAACGGGACUCAGUGGCAGUAUUACGGUACACCGGGCGUGGGUGGGGUUCUGCUGAUGGUGUGGAAUUCAUCUCUAAUUAAAGCUGACAGAGUUAACGUUGAGCUGUGGGGCUAUGACGAGUUCGGAGAGCCGUAUUCCGAUCAGUGGGGGGCCGAGUGGAAAUAUCUCUACUCUGUAGGGAGGAACGUGACCAAUAACGGGGCGUUCAGCUUCGUCCCGAAGCGCAGCGAGAUGCCGCUGGCUAAGUGGCACAUGGGCAGCAUGAGGGUCAGUCCAAGCACCAAACCUGAUGGCACGUGGAACGUGAAUGCUCUGUGGAGUGGUGUUCAUGCUCUAGCGUAUCACCUGGAAGAUGCCUUCAAGAAAGAUUCUGCAGCUUGGGCUCUGGAGAAGUGUCUGAAAUGGGAUCUGGAGGAAAAGAUGAUGCCCAGUUUCCUGCCCGAGAUCAUCGAUUGCCCCUGCACGCUGGCACAGGCCCGAGCCGACACCGGAAGAUUCCACACAGAUUACGGCUGUGAUAUUGAGAAAGGCAGUAAGUGCACUUAUCACCCAGGAGCUGUGCACUGCGUUCGGGCUAUUCAGGGCAGCCCGCAGUACGCCGCCGGUCAGCAGUGUUGUUACGACAAAACCGGAGCUCAGGUUCUCACCAGUGACUCAAUCGGAGGAAGUACCCCGGACCGAGGGCACGACUGGGGGUCACCGCCGUACCAAAAGCCCCCCAAAGUUCCAGGAUUCUCUCACUGGAAGUACGACGUGAUCACGUUCUAUUACUGCUGCCUGUGGUCAGAUAACUGCGACUAUUAUUUCACUCAUCGUCCAUCCAGCGACUGCAGGACAUACCAGCCUCCUAAAGCAGCCUCGGUACUUGGUGAUCCUCACUUCAUCACGUUUGACGGUUCCAAGUACACCUUUAACGGUAAAGGAGAAUACGUGCUACUUCACUCGCCAAAGCACCAGCUGGAAGUGCAGGGCAGAACUGAGCCAAUGAAAUCAGAGAUCGGCUCUGUCGUCAUGGCGACGCGUCUCUCCUCGGUGGCCAUGAAGGAGAACGACUCUGAUGUCAUCGAGGUGCGUCUGACGGAUAACCCGGACCGUCUGCAGGUCUUACAGAACCAACAGGUGCUUAGUUUCUCAGAACAGAACUGGCUGGAUCUUGAAGGUGUGUUCGUGUUCUCGGCGGUACCCCAGAACGUCACGGUGAUGUUCCCCUCAGGCGCAGGAGUCGAGGUCAGAGGUCGCGGAGGGGUCAUGACCCUGACUGUUUUACUGCCGCAGGAGUUUAAGGAGCAGACGCUGGGCCUGCUGGGGAAGAUGAACGACGACCCUGAAGACGAUUUGACCUCCAGCAACGGAACGGUUGUAGCAGUAGACAGCGGCCCUCAGGACAUUUUCACUUUCGGAGCAGGAUGGGCUGUUAAGAACGAGUCCUCUCUCUUCACCUACGACUCGGAGCAACUCCUAAACGAGUAUUAUUUCUCCCUGAAGCACGAUCCUUCGUUCAUCCCGCGGUUCACCGUGAGCGAAGACCCGUCCGACCCGCUCCUCAGUCCCACACUGAAGAUGUGUGUAGGAGACGGAGCUCAGUUCUGUAAAUAUGACACGCUAAUCACACGCAGUCUGGAGCUGGGCAACAGCACGCUACACGCCGUCCGCACUCACAUGGCCACGGCGCAGGACCUACAGCCUGUGGUGUCCUGUGGCUGGUUGCAGUCACCCAGUCAUGGGAAGAAAGACGGAACGAUGUAUUUGGAGGGGGCAAGUGUCAGAUUCUCCUGUAACCAUGGUUACCGUCUCUACGGCUCACAGGAGCGCGUGUGUCAGGAGGAUGGACGAUGGUCAGGGGAGGAUACACACUGUGUUUCAGAUGACAUUUUGGGAAUCGUGUUAGGCAGCAUCGGGGCCGUCCUCACGCUGGUCGUCAUGGUGAUCGCGAUCGUCCUCUACACCCGGAAACAGAAGAGGGAAAGAAUGAAGGAGAGAGAAAACACAGCGAUUUGUCAGCAUGACCCUGCUAGCCUGUGACGCUGACCCCUGCUAACCUCAGCUGCUACACGAGCGCUCCGUUCUACUGUGAGAUUUAAUUGAAUCUGCAUUUGAAUGCAAAACACUCUGAACGUGUCCUAAAAACUCCUGAUUUUUAUUGUUAUUUUUUCGUUUUGUCGAUUGUCCUGUCAGUAUUGAGCAGCAGCUGUGAAAUCUUGAAUAGUUUUUCUUUCCCUGGUGCUAAUUUGCUAGCGCUGUCCUCUAGCUCUGGGGUUAAUCUCACUCAGCAUUCAACCUUCCAGAGUCUAGAGGUGUGUCUGAAGGGUGUAAAAUAUUUUAAUUGUAUUAAGGAAUAAUCAGGGAUGGACAGAAUACUUUGAAGGAAGUGAUGAGACUUAUUUAAUAAUGUAUUCUGUCUGUUAAAUAUCAUCUCAGAAGGUAUUGUGUCAGGGAAGUUCCUCAUCUUCAGAAUCAGGUUCUGCACGUGCUGAAAGACGCCGUCAUGCUACACCUUUCCAAACGAACCAGGGAAAGAAUGUUCAUUAUCAAAUGAAAUCAAAUCAGAGUUGAAUGGAAAUGAUGACGUUUUUGUGAGGAUUUUACAAUAAAUGGUGAUG